Topomyia yanbarensis is the source of this 1965-nucleotide messenger RNA. RefSeq names its product activator of 90 kDa heat shock protein ATPase homolog 1. NCBI's taxonomy places the organism in Eukaryota, Metazoa, Arthropoda, Insecta, Diptera, Culicidae. Gene Ontology annotation, biological process: positive regulation of ATP-dependent activity; protein folding. The coding region runs from base 274 to 1308 and encodes 344 amino acids. Gene Ontology annotation, cellular component: cytosol. The transcript has 4 exons. Gene Ontology annotation, molecular function: ATPase activator activity; protein-folding chaperone binding. The record is from RefSeq and is a predicted model, not a curated record.
GAAUGCUGAUGAUCUCGGUGUGACAGAUACAGAUCGACUAGUCCCGAAGGUUGCCGAACAGUCUAGAAUCAUUCCGCAGCGCAGUCUGAAGGUAUUAAGGUAGUUUGUUCUGCCAGACAAAUAGGAAAUUCACGAGAGUAGUUAACAGUAAUAUAAAAUAUAAAAAGGGAUAUUCGAUACGUACAACAGUUACUCGAAAAGUAUAAACUUUUGUCAAUUUAUUACGUGUGGUUCUGUAUCCAUAAGAGUAGCAAACAAACUAGACAACUGAGAAUGGCCAAGUGGGGCGAAGGAGAUCCUCGUUGGAUUGUGGAGGAACGGCCGGAUGCAACGAAUGUAAACAACUGGCACUGGACGGAGAAAAAUGCUACCCCGUGGUCUAAGGAUAAGCUAACUGCCUUGCUUCAAGGCUACGUCAUCAGAGGCUCUGGCCAAGAGUGUAAAAUCGUUGAAAUCGAAAAGUUGGACGGGGAAGCAACGGCCAACAAUCGGAAAGGAAAGUUAAUCUUUUUCUACGAAUGGAACAUUGUUCUUAAAUGGAAAGGAACGAUCGAUGAUGAGGAUGUUACUGGGAAGGUCACCAUUCCGAAUCUCUCGGAGGAAAAUGAUAUCGACGAGAUUGAACUGACGGUCACAGUGGACGCUUCGAAUAACGCUUCGGAGAAGCUGAAAGUUUUUAUGUAUAAUAUUGGACGUGACAAGCUUCGGAAACAGCUAGAAGCGUAUGUUGAAACGUUAAAGCAAGACUUUGCCAAAGGACUUAUUUUGCCGAAAAAAGGCGAGGAAAACGGAAACCCGCCUGUGAAGCCUGAUAAGGAAAUUGUGUUUGCGAGCGGUUUCAAUAAACAGAAAAUUGAGCUACAGACUGUGAUUAGUGAUGAUAAAAAAGUCGGCUGCCAGCUGGACGUAAAAACGUUGGAAACCGUGGAACGUUUUCAAUGCCGGGCUAACGAGCUUUACGACGCUCUUACCCGAACAGAUAUGGUGACUGCGUUUACUCGAGGCCAUGUCAAGUUGGAUCUCUUUAAAGGCGGAGAAUUCGUCUAUUUCGGAGGAAAUGUCAGUGGCGCAUUUGACGAAAUCGUCCCCAAUGAGAAGAUCACACAGACAUGGCGACUGAAACAGUGGCCUUCCGGGCAUUUUUCAAAUGUUGUGAUGGAACUAAAACAAAUGGAGGAUCACACGGAACUGAAAUUAACGCAAACGCUUAUUCCUGCGGCCGAGUUCGAAGCAACCAAAGCCAACUGGAGCCGCUACUACUGGGACAGUAUUCGGUCGGCGUUCGGGUUCGGAACGUUUUUGUGUUAACGAAUCACCUCGAAGGACCGCGGGUUGCGACCGUGACAUUUUUCAUACUUUAUGUGCAUCUUCUGUAAAGUCGAAAAAUAGAACAAACAACCGGAAUAAGCAUAAAAAUAUCGAUAGAUUCAUGAAAGUAAUGUUUCUUUUGAUGAGUGAUAUCGGGAAAUGAUCAGAUGUUAUUAGAAUUGGUAAUAGCCCAUCGGAUAUAGUUCUCAGUGUAUAACAACAAUUGAUCAACAAUUCUCGCGUUUUUUUUUCUGUAAACGACCAAUAAGACUUUGACAGUUGCAAUUUGAAAGCGAAUUGCAAACGAAAUCUUACACGCCGAGUAGAUGUUAACGAUUAACAAAGGAAAAGUGUUGUGCUUCGUUUGCUGCUGUGAAUUUCCCGUCAAAGGGCAAUGGGCCAAAGUUUUAUUGGCGCUUUUAAAAAAAUGCACCAAUUAUACUUUCUGUUUUUGUCAAUAUUUUGUUUAGUUUAAUUCCAAUCCUUUACGCAAAAAAAAAAUCUACACAUGAAAUCAGUAGUUCUUUGCAAAGUUAAUAUUUAUUUAGAAUAACACGUUGAAAGCUAAGGAAAAGUGGCUCCAAACACGCUGCUAUUGCAAGUUUGCUGUAGAAAUGUGUAUGAUCGAAAUACAUCAAAUUAUCCUGUACACAAUAA